Molecule: messenger RNA, 1542 nt
Organism: Miscanthus lutarioriparius
Lineage: Eukaryota; Viridiplantae; Streptophyta; Magnoliopsida; Poales; Poaceae
Source: the annotation of a GenBank genome assembly
AUGGAGACUAAGCAGGGAGAAAUGGAGACGGUGGCCAGCGGGCUCCCCCUCCCCAUCCCCGAAGGUCCCUUCUUUGAUGUUCUCUCGCGCCUCUCCAUCAAGGAUCUCCACCGAUCCACAGCCUUGUCCAGAGAAUGGCGCGACGUCUUCAUCAACUUUCCGGACAGCCGUAAGAAUCUCCCCCAAACCCUACAAGGGUUUUUCUACAUCGGCUACGACUACAAGAGGCACGUCCACGGCGGCGGCAACGAUGGAGACAGUGAUGAUGAGGGAGACGGUGCCUGUGGAGACGACGACGGUGGAGACGGCAGCGGCACGGACGAAGAUGGAGACGGCAGCGGUAACAGCAACGGCAACAGCAGUGGCGGCAGCGACAGGGACGAGGAUGAAGAUGGCAGCGGUAAUAGAGAUGGCAGCAGCUAUUAUGGCGGUCACGUCGGCAACAGGGAUGACGGCGGUAACUAUGGUUUUCAUUUCUUGGACCUGUUGGCUAAAUCCAUGCCUGUCCCAGAUGACACGGACACAGAACUUUCCUUCGUGCCGGACCAUGUCGGCAUCAUGGAUCUCUUGUGUUCAUGCAACGGGCUUCUCCUCUUUGGGUGCACAGAGGGUUCAGAAAACUAUCACUCGCUGGGCUACAUCGUGUGCAACCCCGCCACCAAGCAAUGGGUCACGGUCCCCAGCUCUGGCUGGGUUGUUCCGGACGACGAAGAGCGCGAUGAGGAAUUCGAGAGCACUUUUCUGUUCUUCGACCCGGCCGUGCCCUCACGCUACCUCUUGAUCCAGUUCUGGCAUGAUGAGGAUGGUUUUCUCAAUUUCAGUGGAGAUGAAGGGGUUGUGCACAUCUACUCGUCCGAGACCGGGGAAUGGAGCAACAGAUCGAGCGAAUGGAAGCAGUUUGCAAAGGAAGGCGAACAGGACAAUCGAUAUCUAGUCACGGUAAAAUCCCGGUUGGGCAGUUGCUUUCUGAAUGGCAUGCUGCAUUUCUUGGUCGAACGCAGCAGGCCAAAUAAGAAUGAUGAUGUGCUCAUAGUUGCUGUGGAUGGGGAAGGGAGAAUAUGUAGGGUCAUACACUGGAAGCUGGACAUGUUCACCGAAGCUGUUUUUAUUGGUCAGUCCCAAGGGCGCCUGCAUUGCAUUAGUGCGUAUUUUAUAGAUAAAGAUAAAGACUGGAGGGACAGAAUGAUAAUGCACGUUCAUGUUCUUCAGGAUUAUGAUGCUGAAAAUUGGAUAAAGAAGUUCGGCAUUUGGGGCGGUGAGCUGUCUGGAAGAGAGGAAUGCAGAAUAGAGGACUAUGAAGUGGUUGCCAUUCAUCCGGACGGGAAUUUCGUCUACUUUGUUGACCACAGGAAAGGGGAACUCAUACAGCACCACAUGAGUAGACAGUACGAAAAGGUUUUGCGCCUCUGCACUCUCGGGCACAACUACAGAGCCGUAACUCCAUACGUCCCCUGUUUCUCCAGGUCAUCAGCACUGGAGACAGACGAGGCUCUCCAGAAAACCCUGUGUGAAUUUGAUCUCGAUGGAUUAUGGAGUCGUUAG